Macrobrachium nipponense is the source of this 1443-nucleotide messenger RNA. RefSeq lists its product as uncharacterized. Bases 160 to 1305 code for a protein of 381 amino acids. The record is from RefSeq and is a predicted model, not a curated record. Lineage: Eukaryota; Metazoa; Arthropoda; Malacostraca; Decapoda; Palaemonidae. The transcript has 7 exons.
GACAGAUAUGUUAUCACAACUAUCUGUUGGAAGGCGCAGAGCUAGACUGAGAGCGCAGAGUACCAUGCAAGAGCACCAACGCUUCCUGUGAAUCAAGUGAACUGGGUGCUACAGAGCGGACAGACAGAAACCUUGGAUGGCCAUCUUUCAUUACCAAACAUGAUCCUACUGCAGUGGACAACCUUUUUCGUAAUCAUAACAACAAAUGUGAUGUGCCAACUAAUUCUCGAGUCAGCAUCCAAAAAUGCCAUCAACCUCGACAUCACAAAGAUCAGCAAAAUCAUGAAACGGGAUGAUCCCACUGGCAAGAACCAUAGCACCAAGGUAACAAUAGCUCCUCAUCCCCCCCUUUACAACAUUGUUGAGUGGAAACUGGUUUUUCAGUCGCACGAUGGAGACACAACCACUCUGACCAAGUUGGUUGACGGCAGCAAACCCUCAACGGAAACGGAGUUAAUUUUUGAGGGCAAUCUACCGGACUCGAAGUACAUCUUUCUUCAAGCACUAAACAAUGUCGAAGUUGCUGCCAUGGUCUAUUUGGGAUUUCCCAUAGUAGAUCUUCAUUCAAAUGUGGCUUGGGUGGGAGAUGAGAAGUCCAGUCUGUUAUCUUCAGUUCGAGUGGCAGUAGGUAACCGCCUUAACCACAUUUCAGUGGGUGACCUAAACUGCUCAAGGCUUGAAAGUAAGUGUUACUUUAUUUCACCAAAUCCAAAGCCUACAUUUAUUGAAAGAUGUCUGGAGGCCUCCCUAGGAUCCCAUAAGACGGUGCAGCUCUGCGAUGAGAGGGAAACGUCUUUUAAAGAAAUGUCUCCAACACCAUCUCUGUCUCUUCUAAGUUCAAGAAGUAUCGAAGUAACCGUUUACACAGACAACAAAAACUCACAAAUAGAAGUCGUAGCCUUUGACCCUGAAGACUACAGUCAUGUCCUGUCCAACUCUAACUAUAACUGUUCUACUGCUAAACAGCAAAGUGAAAAUGAAAACGGAAAACAUAAAUGCUUACACGAGUUUAUGUUGACAGAAGAAAAAGAAGAACUCAUGGUUCUUGUUGUUCAAAUUGACGAAUAUGGUUAUGUCUGUGGAUCAAGUUUACAGAUUUUCAGAGGAAAUUUACCAAACUCUGAAACCGUUGGCAUCAUUGUUGCAUCCUUCAUAGGCACUACAGUGGGCGUGGCACUCAUAAUUCUGCUGACCAUGCUUUUUGUGAGGAGGAAGCAGACAAAGAGAAGAAAGAGAGAGGAAAGGGAACAAGACAGUGCCACGACAGAACCCUGUCUCAUCCCGAAACGUGUGACGUCUACGUAAAUUAGGUCUGUCUUAUCGUAAACUGAAAGGCUUCACCACUUUUGGUUCCUCGUCCAAUCUGAGUAGAUGUUCCACACUUCUGCAAUUCACUAGAGGAAGGUACAAGAACAAAGGAAAUAAAAAUAAAACUACAAUACU